Molecule: messenger RNA, 612 nt
Organism: Mesorhabditis spiculigera
Lineage: Eukaryota; Metazoa; Nematoda; Chromadorea; Rhabditida; Rhabditidae
Source: the annotation of a GenBank genome assembly
AUGUCGUACUCGAUGCUCACCGCCAGCUUCCAGCCCGGAAACGGGACAUAUUAUUGCGUCUUUUUGGACGACCCAUCGGGGAUUAUCACUGCCGAGCUCGAUCCAGCGAGUUUUGAAGAAAAAAAGCCAAUACCAACAUGGUCAACGAUCGCGGAGACCGGAGAACGGACCGCGGUCGGGCAGACAAGCUCUACCCGGAAACUGACCGUCUCCCCGAUGCGAGUGCUCGAAAUUGCCGACGCAUGCGGGUUUGAGGUAAAAUCCAGUCCAUGGAGUCCAUCUAAAGACGGCACUGCGGCGUAUUACUCCAAAACUGAUUAUGUGGGGAAAACUAAGACCCUAGGUCAACCACAAGUCAUGCCGACGCACCACGCGCUGCUGGUCGCCAUCUACGACGAGCACUACGAGUCGAAGAAAACCUUCCUUUCCGACGAUCCAGACGAUAAGCUAUAUUACGCGAUGAAGGCAAAAGAUGCUGAGCUUGGGGGUCGACUUUACCUGAACGUCUCCCCGAUGAAGGCGCUGGCCCUCGCGACACAGGCUGGAUAUCAGAUCUCUGGGCCAACAAGAAUGGAGGACAAGGUGAUGUGUUGGCAGCUCACCCUAACCGCC